Messenger RNA from Lactuca saligna, 414 nucleotides. The record is from the annotation of a GenBank genome assembly. NCBI's taxonomy places the organism in Eukaryota, Viridiplantae, Streptophyta, Magnoliopsida, Asterales, Asteraceae.
AUGAACACAAAAUUGCUUCAGAAAAGGAACAAAAAAGUUCGUGAAAUGCAAACAAAUGUGAAUCGUGGGGGUUCGAGCUCGUAUAACAGUACUUCCUAUAAGAAGGAGUUACAGAAUCGCUUAGUUGAAGAGCUGUUAGAACAAACUCUAGGUGCAAGUGAGUUAACACUCACUCAAGAAAGAGUUGCGUUUGUGAAAGUAUUAAGAGAGCGACAUGGCCAUAUUAAAGGCAUUAGCCGUAAACCUUCCAUUCUGCCGCCGAUUCCACAACCUUCGCAACCAUCACCACAACCAUCACAGUUGGAAAAUCUUCGUGCAAUGCUCAGCGACCCGGCAUGUAGCGAUGAACUUUAUUCGUUUUUUCAAUCCCAAAAUAAACGAGGAAACGAUGAGAACGAAGAUGAUGGUAUGUAG